Messenger RNA from Phyllostomus hastatus (greater spear-nosed bat), 3123 nucleotides. RefSeq names its product interleukin 21 (gene IL21). The transcript is spliced from 5 exons. NCBI's taxonomy places the organism in Eukaryota, Metazoa, Chordata, Mammalia, Chiroptera, Phyllostomidae. Gene Ontology annotation, molecular function: cytokine receptor binding. Gene Ontology annotation, cellular component: extracellular region. The record is from RefSeq and is a predicted model, not a curated record. Gene Ontology annotation, biological process: immune response; positive regulation of natural killer cell mediated cytotoxicity. The coding region runs from base 1 to 549 and encodes 182 amino acids.
AUGAAUAAAUACGCAGCCCUGCUGGCAGCCUGCUCACAGUCAGGUCGAGGUGGAAGGGCAGCCCGAGGUCUGGCUCUCCCGGCGCCUGCGAGACCCCGUCCCGGCACCAUGCACGGCAUAGCCAUCUGCCUGAUGGUCCUCUUCUCAGGGACAGUGGCCCGCAGGCCUGGCCUGCAGGGGCAGGAUCGCCUCUUGGUCAGGCUGCGCCAACUUAUUGAUGUUGUUGAUCAGCUGAAAAAUUACGUGAAUGACUUGGACCCUGAAUUUCUGCCAGCUCCAGAAGAUGUGAAGAGACACUGUGAGCGACCAGCAUUUUCCUGUUUUCAGAAGGUCCAGCUGAAGUCGGCACACGCGGGAGACAACGAGCAGAUAAUUGGCCUGUUAACAAAACAGCUGACACGGACACUGCCCCCCACCAGCUCGGGGAGAAGACAGAAACAGAGACAAGUGUGCCCUUCAUGUGAUUCCUAUGAGAAAAAACCGCCCAAAGAGUUCCUAGAAAGACUGAAGUCGCUCAUCCAAAAGAUGAUCCACCAGCACCUCUCCUAGAGCCCGGGAGGGGGAGGUUCCCGAGGACCCGCGGCAGCUGGACACUAUGGGACACGCUCUACCACGGCAGUGAGACGCACUUCUGGCACUCCACACGCAGGGACACGACACACCAGUGAGCGGAGGGAAACUCAGACCAGGUUCAAAGUCGGGAUUGUUUCCCCCUCGUCACUGUGUCAUAUUUCAGUUCAAUCCACGUGGUCUGUUUGUCCAACUUGAAAAAACCGCCUACUCAUUAGAAUCUGGUUUCCUAUGUUAUGGAUUUCCAUGACUUCUAAAAUUUGUGCUUACUGGCCCAACUAUCACAUUUCUUGGUUAGGCAGAGGCUUAACAUUUUUAACCAAAAAUACAAUUUGGGAAUUUAUUGAUCUUCUAUUAACUUUGAUCGUGUUUACCACAAGAAUGCAGCCUCUUAUAAUCAUAACCUAAAAGUUAUACACCUUCACUCAAGCUGAAAUAGAUAGAAGCGUGGCGUCAGAAUGGACAGUCGAAGUCUUCAGUUCUCUAAUGAAAUGAAAACGGAGUGUUUAGAAACUUGCACCUGAAGAGUUUACUUUUUAUCACGGAAUGUCUAACAUAUAAAUGUAUAAUUUAUUUAUGUGCCAGGGGGUCUCUUUGCCAGAUGGCUACACAAAAAGUCUUACUUCCUUAUUGGGAUAUAUCAACUAUUUAAAUAGCGUAGCUAUGAAUGUAUUUAUGAAAUGGACUCUCUUCGUCUGCUCUGUCAGCGGGCUCAGCGGUGCAGCUCCAGCCCGGGCCCCCGAUAAGCUACCACUGUGCUGGCGGGCAGCAGUGCCUGCCUGAGGGCUGGCGGCAGCUCUCCCCGAGACGGCCGGGCCGGCUACAGGGGUCAGAGCUGCCGGCUCCAAACGCCCAAGGCCGUCUCCCUUCCUCUUCUUUCUUCUUGCAAAAAUGACAGAAAGUUGGUGUUUGCGCGCUCUACCUGAGGCCGAUUCCGUCCCCAGCGGACAAGCGAAGGCAGGACGCAAGCGGGGAGGCCCGGGCUCCCGCCCGCCUGCACGAAGCGCAGACGUGGGGCCGGCGUGCCCGUCGCCCAGCCUCGGCGGUACAAACAGGCAACUGCUCUGACUGCCACUUCAUAUCGGUCCCACGGCUUCCUCGAGUGGGCAGUCAGACACUCCAGAAAGGGGAAAUCUUUGCUAGAACAUCAUUUGAGAAUAGGUGAUUCUUAUGAGAAUAAAACCGCCCAAAGAAUUCCUAGAAAGACUGAAGUCACUCAUCCAAAAGGCUGAGUGCACAAGCAGAUGUACAGGCCAUGCUUUGUGCUCUGAGAAGAAAAAGGAUCUACUUAGACGCAUUUUAGAAACAAGUAUUUUUGUAGUUCUAGAAGAUAUGCUAGGGACCAACUGUGUCAUUAAAUCUCCAUGAGAUGUUUUAUCAGCAGCAACAAGGCACUCUAUUUUGGAACCAAAGAUGCUCUGGCAGAGGAGUCGGGCAGGCAGGUGCGCGACGGUGCCGCUGCCCACGGAGGGCUGCCGCCGGGCGGCGGGGGAAGCUGCAGGGCAGGCCCGGGGCUGACUCGGCGUGAGGGAGCCUUUGUUUCUUGUUGCCGGCUUCCUAGCUGUUGACUUCUUUGACACUGUGAUUUUAUAUUUAAAAUAAUAUAUUUAUUUUGGUAUGUUUACUGUUAAUAAAUCUCUGUUGUAAUCCGUUUGACCAGAGAUGUUACCUUCAAAGUAAAAGUAGUUUAGUGGGGUGUUCACUCAGAGCCUCCACUAACCCGAGUUCAAAGCCUUGGGUGAAGGGGCUCGCAGCACCCCGAGAAAGAGCAACUUUCUCGGGUACACAAGAUGAGGAGCGAGACCGGAUCGGCUUCCCCCGCUCCGUGUGCAAGGCCAGGCCAGCCCUCGAGAGCCCCGGGAGGCUAACCCGUAGCAUUACUGGUCACCUGCAGGCGGUCAAGUAGGACACCUGCAGUCUUGCUGGUCGUAGCACGUGCUUACAUUUGAGGGGCUUCUACUUUACCCCUGUAGAGUGAGGCUGUUGGACUUAAUAUCUAAGGGCUAGUCUGCCUUUUUUUUUUUAAAAAGAGCUUUAUGUGUCUCUGAGUUGCUAAAAUUCUGGAUGUUCCAAUAAGAGCAUCUGACCACACUUCUGAGUAACAGUUUCUACUAAAAUCUGAGGUUCAAUCGAUCAACAUUAUUUCAAUAGAAUCUGUAGCAAUACUCACUGUGGGAACAAGGAAAAUGUUCCAAAAGAAGGAAGGAAGGAAGGAAGGAGAAGGAAAAGGCUGCUGUAGGUCACGGGAGUUCAGGGAAAUGAGUCAGGACUUCUACCAUUUUAGCUGAAGGUGUCUCCUUUGGACAAUUGCGUAGAACUGUAGCAUUAUUAUCUGUAUUAUUGCUCUGUUGUAUUGACAUUUGCAUCUGAGAAUUUAGUUUCAAUAUGAACUCUGUAUUUUAUAACUUAAUGAUUAUUUAUUAUAUAUUUGGAUUUAAAUGUCUGUGUUCAUGGCUUCUUAUUUAAGACCUGACCGUGUUAAAUGCUACCCAGUCAGAACCACUGUCUUCUGUCAUUCCCUGGAAACCCUUCAUUCACUGUCUCAGCACAAAA